AGAUAGAUAGAUAGAUAGAUAGAUAGAGAGAGAGAGAGAGAGAGAGAGAGAGAGAGAGAGAGAGAGAGAGAGAGAGAGAGAGAGAGAGAGAGAAUGAAAUUCCGAUUAGAAGGGCUGACGGUGUACUUUCCGUAUGAGUACAUCUACCCUGAGCAGUACAAUUACAUGCUGGAGUUGAAGCGCGGGCUUGAUGCCAAAGGUCACUGCUUGUUGGAGAUGCCAACGGGCACUGGAAAGACGAUCACUCUGCUCUCUCUCAUCACUUCUUAUCAGCUCGCCCAUCCAGAAAUGGGCAAGCUGGUCUACUGCACUCGGACCGUCCAUGAGAUGGAAAAAGUGCUAGCGGAACUCCGUCUUCUUCAAGCCUAUCAAGAGAAAGAAUUAGGUAAUCAAGCGAAGAUCUUAGCGCUUGGACUCAGUUCACGCAAAAAUCUAUGUAUUCAUCCUAGGGUUAGUGGGGAAGGGUCGAGAGAGAGCGUGGAUGCGGGGUGCAGGAAACUGACAGCGUCAUGGGUGAGAGAGAGGGCAAUGCAAAUGACAGAGGGAGGAGGAGGAGGAGGAGGAGGAGGAGAGGAGGUAGGGGAUAUAGAGUUGUGCAGUUUCUUUGAGGGGUAUCAAAAGAGUGGAGGGGAUGCGCUGCUCCCACCGGGAGUGUACACGUUGCACGAGCUGAAACAGUUUGGAAAGCAAAAGGGAUGGUGUCCCUACUUCUUGGCCAGGCACAUGAUCACGUUUGCAAACGUUGUCGUCUACAAUUAUUCGUAUGUGCUGGACCCGAAAGUGGCGGGAAUCAUUUCCCGCCAGAUGGAGAAAGAGUGUGUGGUGGUUUUCGAUGAAGCGCACAAUAUCGAUAACGUGUGCAUCGAAGCGUUGAGCGUGAAUAUAAGGCAGCAGACACUCGAGGGAGCUCAACGAAAUCUGUCCAAGCUCUUGCAAAUCGUGGACAAGUUCAAGGCUACAGAUGCUGCCCGCUUAAGGCAGGAGUACACAAGGCUUGUGGAGGGCAUGGCUCAGCGAGGCAACCUGCCUAUUGCCGACCAUUGGCUGGCGAAUCCUGCGGUUCCGGACGACAUUUUGCGCGAGGCCGUGCCGGGUAAUAUUCGUCGCGCGGAGCAUUUCAUCGCGUUUUUGCGGCGACUGGUGCAACACCUACGCACGUGUCUGGAGAUCACUCACGUCAAGAGCGAAGGACCCUACUCCUUUCUGCAUGACCUUAACAACAAAGUCGGCAUCGAUCAGAAGCCUCUCCGCUUCUGCUAUGACAGGCUGCAAUCUCUCCUGCUCACUCUCGAGGUCACGGACAUGGACGAGUUCACACCCUUGCACAUCGUUUGCGACUUUGCGACUCUAGUCGGGACGUACACGAGAGGGUUUGCCAUCAUCACAGAGCCGUACGAUGAAAGGAUGCCCCACAUACCAGAUCCCGUUCUGCAGUUGAGCUGUUUGGAUUCCUCGUUGGCGAUCAAACCGGUGUUUGAGCGGUUCCAGUCCGUCGUGAUCACGUCGGGUACGCUGAGCCCAAUCAACGAGUACAUGCGGUUGCUGAACUUCCACCCGGUCGUCAUUCAGAGCUUUCCCAUGUCACUCACACGGGAGUGCCUGUGCCCUAUGGUACUGACACGUGGAAGUGACCAGCUUCCUGUUAGCACAAAGUUUGACAUGCGCAGCGAUCCUGGAGUCGUGCGCAAUUAUGGGCGCCUCCUAGUAGAGAUGGUCUCCGUCGUGCCAGAUGGCGUCGUCUGCUUCUUCGUCAGUUACUCCUACAUGGAUGGAAUUGUUAAUACGUGGAAUGAAAUGGGGAUCUUAAAGGUGAGUGAAAUAUUGCGGGCGCGAUUGGAGUACCUCAGGGACUGCUUUCAAAUCAAGGAAAAUGAGUUUUUGACAUUCGAUGCAGUGAGGCAAGCAGCGCAGUGUGUGGGGCGUGUUAUUCGUUCCAAGUCAGACUACGGUAUGAUGAUCUUCGCUGACAAAAGGUACACUCGGCAUGACAAGCGGUCCAAGCUUCCUGGAUGGAUUCUUUCUCAGUUGAAAGACGCACAUGUCAACCUCAGCACUGACAUGGCUGUGCACAUUGCCAAGGAGUUCCUGCGCAAAAUGGCUCAACCAUUCGACAAAAGCAGCUCAAAGAACAGCACGCUCUUGUCGCAAGCCGACGUGGAGUCCAUGCAGAAGAUGGCCGACGGUUGACUUUGGAGCGCCCGUUGACUUCCGCACACUCUUCUGUUCCAGGUGAAUUGUUGUUGAUCUGACAAUCCAUGCCCUAUGAGGACGACCACAUAUGCCCUCUGCUGAAUCAUCGCGCAGACGUCAGUCACUGGCCGCAGGUUCAGCCGCUGCAUGCAUACGUGCUAAUGCCAGGUGUUGCCAGGGGUCACAGGGUGUCGUCGGUCUAUCCUCGCACGAAUGCAUGCUGGCACUUGCAUGCUGGAGAAGACGACAGGCACUGCACACACACACGUCGGAUGCUGCAUGCAGGUUUCAGUCGAAGGAGCAGCAGUCAGCAACCUUCAUUUUUCUCUUGCUGCGAGUUGGUAGAAAUACUGGUGUCUGUCGACAUGUCAGCAGCUGCAGGCGUAGUCGUUGCAGACGUCAGAGGUCGCAUGCAGUCGUCAGCUGCUCGUUGACCAUGCAUCUUCGUUGCUAGUCUCGCAAGUAGAAAAGACGAGGAGGCCAUGCGAGUAUCCGGCAGAGGAUCUGCCAGGUAAAGAUCGGCAACGAGCUGUCGGCGAUCAAAUACUGUGUUCAGCAGGUCCAGCGUGCCAGACGGCGAGAACAGGGUACACGGUUCAAGAGAAUGAAUGUGAAAGCAGCAG
Molecule: messenger RNA, 2813 nt
Organism: Chara braunii
Lineage: Eukaryota; Viridiplantae; Streptophyta; Charophyceae; Charales; Characeae
Source: the annotation of a GenBank genome assembly